Colletotrichum godetiae is the source of this 843-nucleotide messenger RNA. RefSeq names its product glutaredoxin. Gene Ontology annotation, biological process: cellular response to oxidative stress. The transcript has 2 exons. The record is from RefSeq and is a predicted model, not a curated record. Gene Ontology annotation, cellular component: cis-Golgi network; cytoplasm; Golgi lumen. NCBI's taxonomy places the organism in Eukaryota, Fungi, Ascomycota, Sordariomycetes, Glomerellales, Glomerellaceae. Gene Ontology annotation, molecular function: glutathione disulfide oxidoreductase activity. Bases 1 to 843 code for a protein of 280 amino acids.
AUGCCUUCGCAACGGCAGUUGCGCACCCUUCUCGUGGGUGUGCUAAUUGGUGUCGUUUUCGUUCUUUUCUACACAUCUUCCUUGCGAGCGAACGAGGUCAAGGACGAGCGGACCAUUCAAGAUUUCUACCACAAGACAGUCAAUGGGUUGAAACACAAACAACCGCCGGGUCAGGCGGUGCUAGAAGGGAAUAAGCCCAAGGUAGCUGGCCACGUGCCUGUUGACAAAGAUGCCGAUGGCGACGUUGACGCCGACGACGAGAAGCUUGCCAAGGAUAUGCAAGGACGCCUGAAGGCUGCCGAAGACAAGGCCAAGGAACUUGCCAACAAGAAAUCACCUCUGAAGCCUGAUGCGCCUAGCGACGUUGUCGGAAAGGGCAACUCUGCUGCUGGACAAAAGAAGAAGGAAAAGACGGCCAACGGCAAAGAAGUUACCGAGAGUGACGAAGAGGAGAAGAAGGAUGAGAGCGACGAGGAGCAUGCUGUCGAGGUUGAGCUGAACACCAUCUUGAAGAAGUCCCCAGUCAUCAUCUUUUCCAAGUCUUACUGCCCUUACUCGAAGAAGGCCAAGGCAUUGUUGCUUGAAAAGUACUCGAUCGAACCUACACCAUACGUCGUCGAACUGGAUAAACACCCUCUUGGCCCUCAGCUGCAGGCAUUCCUCGGCGAGAAGACUGGUCGAAAGACUGUCCCCAACAUCUUGGUAAAUAGUGUGAGCAUAGGCGGAGGCGACGAUAUCAUCGAGCUUGACGACCAGAAGAAGUUGGUACCCAGGAUCGUUGAUCUUGGGCAGAAGAAGGUGGAGAUGAAGGAACGGUCUGCCAACAGCCAGAAGAACAACUAG